Messenger RNA from Silurus meridionalis, 2883 nucleotides. RefSeq names its product ankyrin repeat and sterile alpha motif domain containing 3 (gene anks3). The coding region runs from base 137 to 1978 and encodes 613 amino acids. NCBI's taxonomy places the organism in Eukaryota, Metazoa, Chordata, Actinopteri, Siluriformes, Siluridae. Gene Ontology annotation, molecular function: protein binding. The record is from RefSeq and is a predicted model, not a curated record. Gene Ontology annotation, cellular component: cilium. The transcript is spliced from 16 exons.
UGCGAAAAACUACAACUCCCAUGAUGCCUCCACGCGCAGAGUUUCUAACAGAUGUGCUAAACCUGAGCGCUUCGCUCACCGUGUUGUUAGGCGAAGUGCUCGAGCGUCGCGUUGUCGUUUAAAGUAAAUCUUCAGGAUGUCAGAACUGAGCGAUGAAGCGAGCGAGUCCGAGCAGCUGGGCUCCAGUCUCUCCGUGUGGCUGGCGGACGGCGGGAACAUCCAGGAAGACCUCGACGUGCCCCUGGACCUCCACACCGCCUGCUCCAUCGGCCAGUACGACGUGGUGUCCGAGUGCAUUCGCAGCGGCAAACUAGACGUGGACGGAAGGAACCUGGGAGGAUGGACCCCGCUGAUGUACGCGGCGUACAUCGGCCACGACAACGUGGUCAACCUGCUCCUGGAAUCCGGCGUUAGCGUCAACGCCAGCACGGCGAAAGGACUGACCCCGCUGAUGUUAGCCGCCAGCUGUGGGAACGAGAGCAUCGCUUACUUCCUCCUCCAGCAAGGGGCGGAGCUUGAGCGCAAGGACGCGCACGGUUGGACGGCUCUUCUGCACAGCACGAGCACCGGGCAUCAGCAGAUGGUCAAGUUUCUCCUGGAGAACAACGCAAACGCGAACAUCAAAGAGCCAGCGUUUGGGUUCACCCCUCUGAUGGAGGCUGCGGCAUCAGGCCACGAGAUCAUUGUUCAGUACCUUCUCGACUGUGGAGCACGUGUGGAGGAAAGGAACCUGAAAGGCGAGACGGCGAAAGGUUUAGCGUCGAUGUACGGCCACACGAAGAUCGCGAGCCUCAUCGACAUGCACUGCCUGAGAGCGAAACCAGGUGUGUACGAGGAGCCCAGCUCGUCUGAGGAGGACAGCGCAGCACCCAGAGCCAGAUCGAGCCGCAGCAGGACCAGGGGCCCGAGCAUUCACGACGGCCCUCAGGCUAUCGCUCGCUUUCGGGUCACUCCCAAACACGAAACGCCGUCGGCUCCGCCCGGCUACGUGACGUUCCGCGACGUAGGCGAACAGAACGAGGGCAUCUGCAACCGUGAUGUCACUUCCCCCAUUAACGACCUGGACGGCCAGAGCAACAGCAGUCGAGGUAAUGAGCUGUACUUCGACAACGACAUGCCCACCAUACGGAGCAGCAGCAGCAGCAGCGAGGGUCUGCCGCACCUCCUCGGCCUCAGCAGGGAAGCGUCGCUAGAGAGCAACGAGGACUCGGACCAGGCGAAGCGGAGCUGCCCCCGACGACCCAACAAGCCCCAUCACUCCAAGGGCAAGAGUCGUCACAAUAACAGUGACUGUGCUGAGAAUUCCGGGGUUCCCCCUACACCGGGGACGACCCCUUCUUACACAGGGCCAAAGGACCUGGCCGAGUUCCUGGAGCAGAUAGGAUUUAGCAAGUAUCUCCCUUUGCUGGAGGAGCAGGACAUCGACCUGAGGAUUUUUCUCACACUGACCGAGAACGACCUCAAAGAAGUGGGAAUCACCUUGUUUGGCCCGAAGAGGAAGAUGACGUCCGCGAUAGCCCGUUGGCAUAGCAACGCCCGGCCGCCGAGUGACGCGCUCGAGCAGGUGUACGCCGACAAACUGGAAGCCGAGAUGCAGGAGAUGGCGAUUCAGCUGCAUAAGCACUGCGUGGAGGCGGAGGCUCUGCAGGGCCAGGUAUCCCAGGAGAAGGAGCUGCGCACAGUGAUGGAGGGCUGCUUGAUGGAGGAGAAGAUGGCGUGGAGGAACGUGCAGGCCGAGCUACAAACCAGCGUGAAGCAGGUCCAGGCCCUGAACGCCACACUGCACACACUGCGCAACACACACACGCAGCUCCGACGGGCUGUGGAGAAAGGCGACGGAGACGUGUACUCGGAGAUGUUCUCCAGCAUGGAGUCGUGCGAGGAGAAAAUAGCGGCCAGCCUGAAAUCGCUCAGUCAGAGUCUACAGCAUCUCUGUGCUCCAGAGAAAAACUCCAACAGCUGGCAGGGAGCAUCCUAGCAGCUGCAGCAGCUGCAGAAUUUCUCUGACGGAGGGUGAACACACCACCCUAAACACACGCUGAUCUGCCUGAGCUGAACAAGAAGGAGAGAGAGAGAGAGAACGUCAGAGAAGAAACAACGAUCGACAAGCAGGAGAGGGUUUAAAGCUCCUCCCACACCUGUGCUCCAGACAGACGCCAGACGGAGACAAGCGACCGAAUUGGAGCGGACUCGCGUCGCUAUGCGAUCAAUGCUGGACUACAAAUCAAAUCUCGGAAAUCUCGCGCCGUAGCCGAGCGAUUUAUAUAUUUAACUCUAAAUGUCGAUUUAGUACACGCCCAUCAAGGAGGAGGAGCUGGGGGCGGAGUCAAUACCAGAACACGAACGAUUUUUCAGGAAAUGAUUAAAAAAAAAAAAAAAAAGGAAAUAUAUUAGAUCUAACCUAUGAUAUUGAUCUGAUCAUGUAACGAUAGAAACGUGUGCGGAUGUCCUGACCUUCACGCCCCCGCGAUGUUCCCCGUAACGGGAACGGAAUUACGAAGCGGCGGAUUCGAAAAGAUUGUUUUGUUUUCUUUGUAUGAACUCGAUCAUGUGCGUUUGAUUUAUAUGAAGAGUAUUUGGUUUUACACUGUGUGACCAAAAGUAUCAGGACACCCAGUCGUUCAGGUUCGUCUUCGGACAUGAACUAGGAGACCACCGGAAUGCCGCUUGUGCAGAAAGCCAGGUCAAUGAAGAUCUGCUUUUCCACAAGGUUGGACGAUGUGGAAGAUCUUCUGCUCUAAAAAAAAAUCAAGUGAAACUUAUAAUAAGAGCGAAUGGAGACUCGGAAAUACAAAUCUUACGCCCAGGUGUCCACAUACUUUUGGCCGUACCGUAUUACAUUUGUUCGGUUGAAUGUAGAAUUAAAAUUGAUUCAUAACAAGA